Molecule: messenger RNA, 769 nt
Organism: Vigna unguiculata (cowpea)
Lineage: Eukaryota; Viridiplantae; Streptophyta; Magnoliopsida; Fabales; Fabaceae
Product: small ribosomal subunit protein uS19x-like
Biological process (GO): translation; ribosomal small subunit assembly
Cellular component (GO): ribosome; cytosolic small ribosomal subunit
Molecular function (GO): RNA binding; structural constituent of ribosome
Source: RefSeq, a predicted model, not a curated record
AUCUUAGUGGAUUUUAUUCUAGGGUUACAUAAGAGGCUGUGUGAGGGUGUUUUCCUGCUAGUGCCAGUGCCUUCACUUGUUUGUUGUCGUUGGAAACCAAAACCCUAGCAUCCGGCAACAAUGGCAGACGUUGAGGUUGAUGUGGCGGCAGGAGCACAGCCGAAGAAGAGAACAUUCAAGAAGUUCAGUUUCAGAGGCGUGGAUCUGGACGCGCUUCUUGACAUGUCCACUGAUGAACUUGUCAAGCUCUUCAGUGCCCGUGCUCGUAGAAGGUUUCAGAGAGGGCUUACCAGAAAGCCCAUGGCCUUGAUUAAGAAGCUUCGCAAAGCGAAAAGGGAGGCACCGGCAGGUGAGAAGCCAGAGCCCGUGCGUACUCAUCUGCGUAACAUGAUUAUUGUCCCUGAGAUGAUUGGUAGUAUCAUUGGAGUGUACAAUGGCAAGACCUUCAAUCAGGUUGAAAUCAAACCCGAAAUGAUUGGCCAUUAUCUCGCCGAAUUUUCAAUUUCAUACAAACCUGUCAAGCACGGUAGACCCGGUAUUGGUGCCACUCACUCGUCUAGGUUCAUUCCUCUCAAGUGAAAACAGUCAUGCUUUAGUAAUUUCGUGCGACCUAUUGGAUUUUGUUUGUUAUUUAAGUGUUUUAUUUUCAGUUCCUUAUUGUAUGGUUUAUCCUGACUUGAUUCCAUAUAUCAACAUUGUAGUUUGUUUUAUUUUCACAACUUGUUCAUUUAAAGCAUGGAUUUAUCGAUAUAGUCUUUUAAAUUUGAUU